Knipowitschia caucasica is the source of this 735-nucleotide messenger RNA. The record is from the annotation of a GenBank genome assembly. Lineage: Eukaryota; Metazoa; Chordata; Actinopteri; Gobiiformes; Gobiidae.
AUGGAGAAACAAGUGACUAAUCUGCUGCUGCUUCUGCUGUGCCCUGUCCUUGUGGCUCACGUACCGGACCAGGACCUCCACACAGUGCUCCGGGAUGUGAGAGCAGCUCUGGCUGAACACAAGGUGAAGAUUGAGCUGCUGCAAACUCUCAACCAAGAACUGACAGAGCGACUGGGAGAGCUGCAGACCGGUCAAGAGGAGCAACUCAGGAGACGCAGACAAAAACUGACAGAGCGACUGGGAGAGCUGCAGACCGGUCAAGAGGAGCAACUCAGGAGACGCAGACAAAUCUGUUUCUCUGCCUCUUUAUUCGCCUCUGGACACGGGUCUCUUGGACCAGAGCCCACUCACACUAAUCUGAUCUUCAGCUCUGUGGUGACAAACAUCGGGAAUGCCUACGACGCAGACACAGGGUUUUUCACGGCGCCGCUACGAGGGGUCUAUCACUUCAACUUCUUCAUUGCUGGAGGUGGAGACGCCGGACACGGUUCUGGGGCGGUGCUGGUGAAGAACGGGCAGUAUGUGGUUACGGCCUUCGAGCAUCAGACAGAGGGGUUUAGCAGCACGGCUAACGGAGCCACACUGCUGCUAGAGGCCGGAGACGUUGUAUAUGUGCUUCAGUGGGCAGACACGGUCAUCUACGACAAUGAGAUCCACCACUCCUCCUUCAGUGGUCACCUGCUUUUCCCCAUGUCUGACCUGAUCCAAGCUGGUGAUAAAUCAAACCUUCUUUAA